Messenger RNA from Amphibalanus amphitrite, 2718 nucleotides. RefSeq names its product chloride channel protein 2-like. Bases 169 to 2718 code for a protein of 849 amino acids. Gene Ontology annotation, cellular component: membrane. The record is from RefSeq and is a predicted model, not a curated record. Gene Ontology annotation, biological process: transmembrane transport; chloride transport. Gene Ontology annotation, molecular function: voltage-gated chloride channel activity. The transcript is spliced from 18 exons. Lineage: Eukaryota; Metazoa; Arthropoda; Thecostraca; Balanomorpha; Balanidae.
GCGGCCGCCGCAGUGGUCGCGUGCAGGUGGUGCGGGGUGCGCGGCCGGUCUGCCGCGGGUGACGGACGCGCGGACGGGAGAGCGCCGAUCGCUGGCUGCUGUGACCGUGCUGUGGUGGCCCGCUCGGCGGUGUCGGUCGGUGAUUGCUGAGCCGGGCCCGUCGUCGAUAUGAAGGAGACCGCCGACACGGACGCCGACAGGCGGGAGUCCGCCUCCGGUCUGGAGAUGGAGGACGAGGCGGCGCUGGGCUUCGAACACACCCUGAUGUACGGUCGCUACUCCAAGGACCUCGGCCAGUUCGCGAAGACGGAGUCGAAGCGGCUGCGGGCGGUCGAGAAGCAGCGCCGCGACGACGACAAGCAGCGGCGCAAGGAGCUGCUCUACUACCGCGGCAAGUGGAGCCGCCGCGCCGGCCGCACCUUCGGCGUCCUCUGGCGCAACACGUUCGCGCGCCUCGGCGAGGACUGGGUGUUCCUCUGCGUGCUGGGCGUCCUCAUGGCCCUCAUCAGUUUCGUGAUGGACUACGGGAUCGCCAUGUGUAACCGAGCUCGGAUCUGGCUGUACCGCGACCUGACCACGCACCCGGUGCUCCAGUACAUAUCGUGGGUCACGCUGCCCAUCGCGCUGAUCCUGUUCUCGGCCGGCUUCGUACAAAUUGUCUCCAGGUCGGCCAUAGGCUCUGGUAUUCCUGAAAUGAAGACGAUCCUGCGCGGCGUGCCUCUGGGCGAGUACCUGACGUUCCGCACUCUGGUGGCCAAGGUGGUCGGCCUCACCGCCUGUCUCGGCUCCGGCAUGCCGCUGGGCAAGGAGGGUCCUUUUGUCCACAUCGCUAGCAUCGUGGCCACCUUGCUCACGAAGCUCAUCACCUCCUUCAAGGGCAUCUACGAGAACGAGAGCAGGAACAGCGAGAUGCUGGCGGCGGCCUGCGCCGUCGGCGUGGCCUGCAGUUUCGCGGCUCCAAUCGGAGGCGUCCUGUUCAGUAUUGAGGUAACAUCGGUGUACUUUGCGGUGCGCAACUACUGGCGAGGGUUUUUCGCGGCUGUCUGCGGCGCCAUGGUGUUCCGGCUGCUCUCGGUGUGGUUCCAGGACGAAGAGACUAUAACGGCCUUGUUCAAGACUGAUUUCAAGGUGGACUUUCCGUUCGAUCCCCAGGAGCUGUUUGUGUUCGCUCUGAUUGGGGUUGCCACCGGCCUGAUGGGUGCCCUCUACGUGUGGGUUCACCGGAAGUACGUCAUGUUCAUGCGCCAAAACAUGUGCAUGAAGAGCUUCUUACGGCAAAAUCGGUUUCUGUACCCGUUUUUCGUGGCGCUGAUGGUGUCGUCGGUGACGUUCCCGCUCGGAGUGGGGCAGUUCCUGGCCGCCGAUCAGACCACCCACGAUCAGGUGCUGGACCUAUUUUCUAACUUUACCUGGUCGUCGGAUAAUCUGGAGAUCGAUCAGGCAGAGGUGGUGGCCCACUGGACCAACCCCUACACCAACUUCUACAUCAACCUCUGCAUCUACAUCGGCGUCACGAUGUGCACGGCCGUGGUGGCGUCCACGCUGCCGGUGCCGGCCGGCACCUUCAUCCCCGUGUUCAAGAUGGGCGCCGCCUUUGGCCGGCUAGUCGGCGAGUGUAUGGCCAACCUGUUCCCGCGCGGCUUCCGCUACGGCCACCACAUAUCGCCCAUCCUGCCAGGUGGCUACGCCAUCGUGGGCGCGGCGGCUCUGGCCGGCUCCGUCACCAACACCAUCUCCACGUCCGUCAUCGUGUUCGAGCUGACCGGCCAGAUCACGCACAUCCUGCCCGUCAUGAUCGCCGUGCUGAUCUCCAACGCCGUCUCACAGCUGCUGCAGCCUUCCAUCUACGACAGCAUCAUUCAGAUCAAGAAGCUGCCCUACCUGCCGGACAUCGUCACCUCGACACACGCGUACUCCGUGUACGUGGAGGACUUCAUGGUACGGGAGGUGAAGUACAUCUGGCACGGCAUCACCUAUCGACAAGUGCGCGACAUUCUGCGCGAGAACAAGAAGCUCUCCAGCGUGCCGCUGGUCGACUCGCCUGAGUCGAUGGUCCUGCUGGGCAGCGUGCGGCGGAAGCAGCUGGUGGUGCAGCUGGAGACGCACCUGGGCCGGGACCGCAGGAUGGAGGUGGUGGCCAGAUGGCAGCGGGCCGCCCAGAGGAUUCAGCUGGCCAAGCACAACCACAACUGGAAGGCGCUGGUGCAGCUGGCCAAGGGUGAGCAGGUGGACGCAGCGCGCGAGGAGCGGCGCGCCACCCUCUCGGCACAGCUGGCGCCAGAACUACCCGAUGACGAGCGCGAGCGGCGCCGAAUCGACGACGAGGACGACGUGGUGGGCGUGUCGGGGGCACGCGUGGCGCACAUUGAGAGCGCUGCCGACUUUGGCGACGUGUCGCCGCCGGCGCCGGAGCGGCUGGAGCGGCGGCCGUCGCGGUUCGCCGUGACGCCGGUGCCUAGUGAGGAGGCCGGCGGAGCGGCGGCGGCUCCGGCGGCGGCUCCGGGAGCGGACAGGAACGUCCGGCGGCUCCCGGCGCUGGCCGCUGAAGCCCAUUCUGAAGAAGACGGGCUCGUUCUCGCUGAAGUCGGCCAGUCCGCCGAACACUGUGUCGGCUGGGAACUAUGCCACCGUCACCGGCUCCAGCGACGGAAGGUGAGCCGUGCAGCCGAGACUCGUCCAACUACUCAGUUCACCUAUAUCGGCUGCGGACCGCCAUAG